Molecule: messenger RNA, 438 nt
Organism: Emericellopsis atlantica
Lineage: Eukaryota; Fungi; Ascomycota; Sordariomycetes; Hypocreales; Bionectriaceae
Exons: 2
Coding region: 1-438 (145 amino acids)
Biological process (GO): proteasome assembly
Source: RefSeq, a predicted model, not a curated record
AUGGAAGCCGCACCAGAGCCAGUGCAGUUCUCUCUGCCACUGCCAAAGUCCCUCGACACCCGCAUCUACGUCCGACUAUCGACCCAGACCAAGGCCAUCAUGCUCUCACUCACCACCGCCCCACAAGACGAGCCUGCCUCGGUGGCGCCUAUGGGUUCGUUUGUCUACGGGUUGCCCAAUAGGUUCAACAGAGGUGAUCCCCUGGCCACCGUCCUGUUUCCACACGAGCCCACCGUCGAGUUCACCACACGGCUCGCCAAGCUACUCGCCCGCAAAACCGAGCUCCCCGUGUACGUGACCAACUCUGUGAGCUUCAAGAAUGCCGGCAUGGGCGGCACAGUGGAGGAGGAGAUGGAGGCUUUCAGAGAUGUGGCCGAGCAGGUGACCGCGAGGAUCAAGCAGGCCGGCGUCGGGGCAAUGGCCGUCAACGGCAACUGA